CGAUGUGGACGCGAGAUUCAUUCGGGGUUUGUAAACCAACGAGCUGCAAGAAUCCAACAUGGCAGGAUGGGAACGCAAACAAACAGACGUGGAAAAAGGAAUUGUGAUCCCAGAUGACUGGCCUGGAUACCCGCUGGACCUGUUUACAUUUCCUGAGCAUUACUCCGAGGAUCUGGACUGUGUCUACAUUCCACACGGUGUUAUCAUGGACAGGAUAGAGAGGUUGGCAAGAAAUAUCAUGGAUGAUCUUGGGGACCAUGACAUUGUUGUCCUGUGCGUGCUAAAGGGAGGAUAUCAGUUCUGUGCUGACCUGGUGGACUGCAUUAAAGUCCUGUGUUGCAACUCCAACAAGACCCUUCCCAUGAGGGUGGACUUCAUACGACUCAAGAGCUACCUGAACGAUCAGUCAACCGAAGAUCUCCACAUAGAAGGGGCAGAGAACCUGUCUGCGCUCAGUGGAAAGAAUGUCCUGAUAGUGGAGGCCAUUGUGGACACUGGGAAGACCAUGAAGGCUCUUCUGGAUCACGUUGAAGCCUUCAAGCCUAAGAUGAUAAAAGUAGCUGGAUUGCUGGUGAAAAGAGUGGCCAGUAAGACAGGAUAUCUGCCAGACUAUGUGGGAUUUGAGAUCUCCAAUCGUUUUGUGGUCGGCUAUGCCUUGGAUUACAAUGAAUACUUCAGAGACCUCAAUCACAUCUGUGUGAUUAGUGACAGUGGGAAACAGAAAUACAAGAUCUAAAGAAGAAAGUCCCAGCACUGGAACAUGAGCAUCUGAAUGUCAACUCAGGAAGAUAAAAGGUGUCCAUGGAUCUAAAAGGAUGUGUUAUUAAGCACUUCCUAGCCUACAAAGAUCUCCUAUUUUUCCAGUGUUAGAUAUGAACAGGUUUUACUGGAUAAGGUUUUAAUUGUGAACUGAGAUAAAGCUUACUGAAUACUGCACCCUAUAGCCUAUUCACACAUUUUAAACAUACUACUGCAGAAAUAACAUACUAUUCCUACUAAUAUGUAUGUUAUUUAGUCAUUAAAAGAAGGUAUAGAAGGAGAUGAGGGUGAGCAAAUGAUGACAGAAGGAAAUUUUUAUGAGAACUUUGGGUGUUUUCAAUUCACUAAAGGAACUUGUUUACCAUUAAGUUAAUUUAAAAUAUGUUAGGCAAGACACUAACUAUUCACAAAGUUUGUUUUUCAGAACCUAUAAAAUGUGAACUACAGAAAUAAACCGAAUUUUAAGGAAUUGUUGCAUGUGUACAUUAAAGUUUACAUUUGUGAGAUGUUUUUAUACAUUUGAUAACCUCUUGUAACAACAUUAAAAUUUUGUGCAUUUGUUAUAUUCGUGUACUUCUUUUUUUUUUUACAGUUAUAUUGUCAAAUAGCACAGAUGAAAGCAUGUCUGUUGGGUUAUGGAUCAUUUGCUGUGGUAUUGUUAUGGAGAUCAGCAGUCAUACUUGAGCGAAACAACUCAAACAUGCCACACACAAAGGGAUGAAGUGGAACAGAGUUUGCUUGGGUGUGUGUUAUGUAACCGUGUCUGUUGCUCAUUGUUUCCUUUGGCCAGCCUCUUUUGCUCAUCUGACUGCUGACUGUGAUCAGUGCUGGUGAAUUAUGUGCUGUGUUUGUGUCAGAUACAGAUUCUAGAUAUUUACCUGCUAUGAAAGCACCUUAAAAGGCUUCUGUUUUGCCCCUUUUAUCAAAGAUGUUUUUAUAUCUCAUAUCGCCAUAAUAUGUCUGAAAGUUUAGCUCAAAAUUACUAUUAGGUCAUUUAUUAUAUCCUGCUAAAAAAAAUUAUUAUUUUUUUUUUUUGAUCGGAAGGAAUUGUAGCUGUUUUGCGCCUGUGCCUUUAAAUGCAAAUGAGCUGGUUCUCCCCGCCCACUGUACUGACAUAUCUGCUUUUCCUGUGUCAAACAAGAUAAUCACAGAAACAGGCAACCAAUGUUGCCAAGAAUUGGUCUACUUUUGAUCUAUGUUUUGUUUUUUCAUCCUGCGGAUUAAAGUUUUGAUAUAUCCAAA
Messenger RNA from Danio rerio (zebrafish), 2001 nucleotides. It is a transcript of the gene prtfdc1b, whose product is annotated as phosphoribosyl transferase domain containing 1b. Gene Ontology annotation, molecular function: hypoxanthine phosphoribosyltransferase activity. Gene Ontology annotation, cellular component: cytoplasm. Gene Ontology annotation, biological process: IMP salvage; purine ribonucleoside salvage. NCBI's taxonomy places the organism in Eukaryota, Metazoa, Chordata, Actinopteri, Cypriniformes, Danionidae. The record is from RefSeq and is marked validated.